AUGACACCAGAAGUCUUGGCCAAGUUGACGGGAAAUCCAGAGAGAACCGGACGAUUGGAGCCAUCGGCCAGAACCAGAUUGGGAAGCAAAAGACUUGAAACCAAUUGGUUGGUUGAUUCCGAAUUAUCGUCAAGUUGCCCAAAGGCUCAACAAAGCCAUCGAACCCGUGCCUUCCUAAAACAUCGAUCGGAACGAUACGAAAAGAUAACCAACCUGGAAGCCCUGGUGCAAAGUUUGCGCCAAUGUAUCACGCGUACUAACAAAUUUCGACAAUUCAUUUCUCAUGACUUUCCCCACGUGCCUUGCCAGCCAGGACAACCGGGCCGUGUAUGGCUUCUGCACAUUCGAGGUUUCUUGCUAGGAUCUUCGUGA
Molecule: messenger RNA, 372 nt
Organism: Pochonia chlamydosporia 170
Lineage: Eukaryota; Fungi; Ascomycota; Sordariomycetes; Hypocreales; Clavicipitaceae
Exons: 1
Coding region: 1-372 (123 amino acids)
Source: RefSeq, a predicted model, not a curated record